CCGUGCACAGGUGCGUGAGCCGGAAGUGUACAAAGAGUGCACGUUGACUCGGGGCUGGUGUCCGCACGCGCAGAGACAAACAUUUGAAAUGUAUUUGAAACAAACAGGAAGUUGCUUCAGUUUCCUCCUCAGCGUCACGAUAAUAACUUUUCCUUCAGCGAGCUGGUGCGAAUCUGCUCCUUCAACACUGACACGUCCUCCUGCGGCACCUCCUGGUGCCAGGAGCCGCUCUUCACCCACCGGAGGCCCGCAGCAGCUCCACCUGCCGCUCCUCCACCUCCUCCACAGCUCGGACCGGACACAGGCUGCAGCGUCUGCACGGAGACCCGGAGCCAGGAUGACCUCAGCGGACAAACGGCUCAGGCACACGCCGAAUCAAAGCGAGGGGCAGCGGGUCUAUUCUUCACCUCAGCCCCCUGAUGAUGAUGAAGAUGAUGAUGAUGAGUGUUCCCCGGGACACAUGAAACACACAGCUCCAGGGAAGUUUUACAUUGUUGGUCAACUGGAAGCAAACUUCCCCAUCGUGGGCUAUCAGGCGGAUUCUGCUGCUCCAGUCCAAGCUGAGGGAGACCGGGCGAAGGUCAGAGGUCAGUGGCUCAGCGGCUCAGAGGAGAGCUGGCAGAAGCUCAAGCCGGUGGUGGAGUGUGGAGACGACGCCAUGAUCCUCGUCGUCAGGAGGAGACGGGCUGGAAAUCUGCUGCUGGAUCGAGUGAACGAGUCAUCGGUGCCUCUGUCCCAGCUGCCGCCUCAGUGUGGUUACUCUGUCCAGACCACGUGGAGAGACCUCAGUCUGAUGGCUCAGUACGACGCCUGCCACGUCACACAGGAGGACGACAGCUACGUGCUGCCUCUGCUGUGGAGGGGGGCUCCGGUCAAGAUGUCGUGUCCGGUCCCUCAGGUUCAGCCUCAGGCCGCGGGUCAGUACUCCGUGUGCUGCUCCCCGUACGGGAUGACUGUCAACCUGCAAGGACCGACUCCUGCAGAGCAGCUGAGGAUAAAUGUCAGAGGCGAGUGGACCCCACUGGUGUCGUUGGCUGAGCAGUGCGGACUCACCGUGGACAGAUGGGACGCACAGAUCGUAAUCGCUGCUCCAUAUCUUACAUGUGGCAUGACGGUGAAGGAUGGAAAAUACACACUUUAUCUUCAAAUAGGAGAAAACACACUCCUGCUGUCUUGUCCUGUCUCGUCCCCUGAGGAGCUGCCAGGAACCCGUCUCGUCGACGGCCCUCAUCAUCUCAGCAGAAUCCCAACAGAACCUCCAUCAGAGCCUUUUCCAUGGGCCGCCCCUUUUUACCUGGCUCCGCUUUACUAUCCCCACCCCACAUAUCAUCAGGAGUAUCAUGGACCUGAUGCUCGCGACGUCUACGACCCUCUCACUCCCUCUUUUUCCACCCCUGACCCGCGGUCUGGUCCGCAGCCCCCCCCUCCUGUUGAUUCCCAGUAUCCGGAAUACUACUCCCACCAGAUUCCCGACGGGGGUUCCAAUAAACAGCACGCCGUGCGCAGUCCUCUAUCAUCUGCACAUGAAACGGAGGAUUUAAGUCCAGAUCUCCAACAAAAACAGGGACCUCCUGUCUUGGAUCUCUCUGAGUCACACUCUCGCCCCUCAGCUGCAGCCUCUCCGGCUCAAGUCGAAGCUCCCUCUCUCCCGCCUCCCAACCACGCCUUCAACCCAUACUACCACUACUACCAUCACCCAAAAAUCCCUCUUCCAAACCCACCUCAAGACCCCGACGCAGCUCCUGAGGUCCCUGAAAAACAAUCUCCGACAAAUACCCACAACUUCCUGGUGUUGCCCCCCAACGUGCAGCAGUCCGAGGUUGAUUCAGACCCCUCCCCUCCGCCUCAGGUUGCCCCUCAUCCUCGCAUCCCUCCAACAGAUCCUGAAGUUGAUCACGAAGCCCGUGCAUCUUAUCCCUUCCCACACCACUACUUUUAUUACUUUCCCCAUAUGGCGAGGGGUGAGGCGAAAAGGUUGACGCCUCUACAUCACGGCAUGGAUACGAAAACCAAAGCGCCAGAUGUUCAGCCUCUCUCUGAGUCAUCGGUGCGUCCGGUCCAUGAAGAAUUCAGCGUGAGUCCCGACGCUCAUCAGCCGAACGCAGGUGAAACUGAAAAACACAGACCAGACUGGAUCAGAAAUCCACGUCUGUCUGAAGAUGAUAUGAAACAAGAGCCGGAUGAUGAAGGGCGACACUCUGCACCUGCGACUCCCGCUCUCCCACCCAGCAACCCUCCAGAACCAGACCCGGCUGUGGUUCCCCCUCCUCACUCGUACCCCUACGCCCCUUACUAUCACUACUAUCAGAUGUAUUAUGGACCUGAAAGUUCCCAGAGCAGUAACGACGGUGCGUCUCCGCUUUCAUUUAAAGACGCUUUAAACGCUCGGAUUCAAGCAUCCUCCUCUCCAGCGCCGCAUCAAACCGCUUCCUCACCCACAGAAUCACAUUAUCACGCUCACUUAUAUCCUUACUACCACUAUUACCAGCACCUCUUCCAGCCUGAAGAGUCCAAACACCAGCAGGAACAGCUUCCCGCAGGCAGCACGGACUCUGAAAAACCCUCCUCAGAGUCAGAAUCUCAGCUUCCCUCUGACUCCGACCACAUCAGCACGGAUUUGAACACCGAAGCAGGAUUUCCCAGCAUCCCUCAGCCACCGCACAGUCCCCUCCAUAGCUUGUCUUCCCAGCAACGUCUGUACUAUGCGUCGGGGCCUCCUGGUGGAGAGGAAGCAGAGGAGAGGCUGGAUUAUGACACGACGGAUCACCCCGCAGCCACCACGCCCUCCGCCUCGCCCUGUGGCCUCGGCCCUGCGUCUUACUCCAGCUGCAGUCACUCUCUGGGCUGCUGCUCGUACCCUGUGGAGGAUUGUACAAUGGGGCAGAAUUUUGUCUUUGUGGUGCCUCACUCUGUGUUGGAGCCCACAGUGCCCCCUGCUGCUCAUCCCCCAGAGGACAGUGAGGCCUCCUGCAUCCUGCGGAAGUUGACCUCUGACCCCGAGGUCUACAUGGUGCCCCUGGACGGCUGCGGAGUAAACAAACUUAUGUUUGGUCGGACUGUGGUUCAUCUGUUGGAAGUCCGAGGAAUCUAUUCUCCUCAAGGCGACCGCACCUCGGAGAAUGAGGACUCUCCUGUCAGGUUGAUGGUGGAGUGCAGCUCUUCCCCAGGUUCUCCAGGUGAGGUGAGGCUGCAUGUGAUGGAUCAACCUCCUCCGCCUUCACCUCCACCUCCCAUUCAGCCAUCACCAGCCACAGUCUCAGUGCAGCUGAGACUCUCGACAGACGAGUCGUUCAGCAGCUUCCACCCCGAGGCUCACCUGCCUCUCAGUCUGGUGCGAGGCAGACCUCUUUAUCUGGAGGUGAGUCUGCUGGAGCCUCCAGAGGGAAACCUGGUGCUGCUGGUUCACUCCUGCUUGGCUCACACUGCAGAUCCAUACACCGGCUGGAUGCCCAUUUAUGAUGGCUGCCCCGGCCGCUAUGAUUCACAGCUGCUUCCUUCCUCCGACCCGCACCGAACCCGGAGGAUCAUAAUCUCCAGCUUCCUCUUCCUGCCCUCACAAAGCCCCUCAGACGUGGCUGCAGGAGAACACUCUCUCCUGGACGAUCCAGAGAUCUACGUCUUCUGCUCGACAGAAGUUUGCUCCGCUGCAGACGGUGACUGCACAUCUGGCUGCAUCGACAGUCUCAACAGUGGCAUGUGAGCAAUGAAAUAAAGACACGGUUACCACUGCA
This is a messenger RNA of Paralichthys olivaceus (Japanese flounder), 3731 nucleotides long. RefSeq lists its product as uncharacterized. Gene Ontology annotation, biological process: prevention of polyspermy; binding of sperm to zona pellucida. Gene Ontology annotation, cellular component: egg coat. Gene Ontology annotation, molecular function: structural constituent of egg coat; acrosin binding. The record is from RefSeq and is a predicted model, not a curated record. NCBI's taxonomy places the organism in Eukaryota, Metazoa, Chordata, Actinopteri, Pleuronectiformes, Paralichthyidae.